Molecule: messenger RNA, 1045 nt
Organism: Amoebophrya sp. A25
Lineage: Eukaryota; Dinophyceae; Syndiniales; Amoebophryaceae
Source: the annotation of a GenBank genome assembly
CACGCGUCUACUGGAGUGCAUCGCGGCGUGGACCCAGCGUUUCGCGCGGCUCAGCACGCUGGGAGUGCACAGCGUCUUACCUCGCGUAGUGGACUUCGCAACUUCGCUUCCGCAAAACCACACCGCGGGUCUACUGCUCUUCGUGACAAUGGGGCCUUUGGAGCGUCUCCUUUAUGGCACGACGCGUAUGCGCUACCUUGAGCUCGAUUUAGAUCUCGAGCCGUCGCAGCAGCCGGCAGGAACGCCACAGUCCGGGCCAGGAUCAGAGCGUCCUCGAGUCGGAGUCCGUGCGGUCUUGGCCCCAGUCGCUGCACGUGGGGCAGGCACUGUUGUAGGAGGAGGUGACACGAUGCCUGGAGGAAACGGUCGAGUGGUCUACUCAGCUGACGAUGUGGCGCAACUGCGGGAAAACGACAUUUUCCACAGUCUAGUCGGGGCGGCGCGCGGGAAGCUGACAGUGUCCGGGUUCAACAAGGACAUGGCAAACUUCGAGCUCCACCGACGGCUGAGUACACCUAGCAAUCUGAGCUUUAACACCGAGGUCGACCUCGUUCUGAACCGCAUUCGGAACGUGUUCUCUCAUCGGGCCAACGUUGAGUCCGGCGGACACCAGGUUCCUCUGGAGGGAGAGGGAUACCUCGGCGGCGCGCCGGGGCCGCGGUGCAGUCUGCUCGAGCAGACUUUGCCGCAUUGCUCCGUGAGCGCGCGUGCCCGAUCGCGGUCCUUGUUGCAUGCGAUGAGCGCCUCCGGAGUGGACCUCGUGUGGCAGCCGAACGUGAACGAGAAGGUCGAGGACGAAGGCGGACGUCGUACGCAGAGGGACGUGGCGUACACCAAAGCGGUGCUUGAGGAAGACAACCGGUUCUCCGAGUUGAAUGUCAUGGACGUCGCAGAGUUGGCUUUCUUGUUGGUCACGAAGCUGUCCCUCAGCAGCAACGCACUGGUCCACGUGCUUAGCGCUGCGAGUCUGACGAAGCUGUACCGCGACGCCCAUGUGCGGUGGCUGCGCGCGCUUCUGCGCGUUUCGGCCGACCUGCUGCAGGAG